AGCACCCCACAAAAAACUCAUCUCAUUUCCCAUUCAAACAUAUCACAUAGAGCAAAAACACAAAUUUUCUAGUUUCAUUGUAAAAUUGUACCCAGAAUUCCAAGAAUGUGUAUUUGUCCCACAGAUUGGAUACCAUCACAUAAUCUUCAAGUUUCUUCGCAGAAAAGACCGAAGCGGUCUAGAGUUCGCAUACACAACCUCCCAAGAAGGAAGCAACGCAAAGAGACGAUGGACAAGGAUAUGAAGCUUAAGAACUUGAAGCUGUACAUGGAGAAUAUAAGUAUAAUAGAAGAAAAUGAAAAGUUGAGGAAAAAAGCUACUCUUCUGCAUCAAGAAAAUCUUGCUUUAAUAGCUGAGUUUCAAAACAGAUUUUCUAAGCAUGAUCGUCUUAAUAAGGAUGAAUCGAAGAACACCGUGCAUUGAUCGACCUCUUAGUGGUAAAAAUCCGUAUGGACUAUCACGAGGUCUUUUCUUUAGCCGAUGUGAUCAUAAUUUUUCUAUCGAGUCUGCUAGAAAAUAUUUAUUUUCUUCUUGUGCUGCCUUAUCUGUUUCUAUUGACUUUUCUUGUUAUGUUGGAAUAUUAAAGAAAGGGGAUAUCAAAUUAUCUGGCAAAUUUGUGUAACUAUAAUUGUCGUCUUGUAUGUAGAAGAAUUAACAGGUUAGAAUUUGUUUUUGGCC
This is a messenger RNA of Olea europaea var. sylvestris, 678 nucleotides long. RefSeq names its product protein LITTLE ZIPPER 3-like. NCBI's taxonomy places the organism in Eukaryota, Viridiplantae, Streptophyta, Magnoliopsida, Lamiales, Oleaceae. Bases 106 to 423 code for a protein of 105 amino acids. The record is from RefSeq and is a predicted model, not a curated record. The transcript is spliced from 2 exons.